Molecule: messenger RNA, 1911 nt
Organism: Marchantia polymorpha subsp. ruderalis
Lineage: Eukaryota; Viridiplantae; Streptophyta; Marchantiopsida; Marchantiales; Marchantiaceae
Source: the annotation of a GenBank genome assembly
AUUGAGAUGAAUCUCGGAGGAGCCUGUGAACGAAACCGAUGCACCUGAACUACUCCCAUUCGCCCAACUGAGUUACAAUGUCCGCUAAUUUGUGCCGUCUCAUUAUUCGUUCUUAUAAUUAGCCGAUCACUCGUCUUGAGAGUGACGAGUCCGAAUCAAUGACACGAAUUGUGCGCUGGUGACGUGAGUAGAAGCAGGAUCUGCAAAUCUUCAUAUAAGAAGCGGUACUGUCCGCCCUUUCUUCUAGAACACUCUGCAGUUAUUACUCUCGCAAACCAUCUGGAGAGUAACAACUGCACCCGAUUCCGGUUUUUGACAUCAUCUCGAAAGGGGAGAGCGGUGGCAAACACAUCACCAUGAAGCGGGCUCGUAAUAGAAAGUACUCGGCCGCAAUCACCGACGUGGCCAACUCUGUUGCCUUUCAAGAUCAUUUCAUGAGGAGAUUCUCAACUUGGACAGAGCAGCCUCUUUUUGAGACGUGGGAAUCACUAGGGAGUGGAAACUCACAUCAUCGUCGUCCUCGACGGAGAUCUGCGUUAUCAUUAGCGGAGCAUUGUGGAAUUGUAGAAGGACCUAGACCGCAAUUGACGCCAUUGGAGUGGACGAAGGUGAAGGAAUUAUCACGACAGCGCAAGGACGGUUUGAAUCCAUGCCCAAUUUGCAAGGAAAAAUUUCAGAUCAAAGAGAAGGUUCUUCUCAGCUGCUCCCACGUUUUCCACAGAGCCUGUGUGCUCAGCUUUGAGAAGUAUUCACAGGUGCAGCCCUGCUGUCCUGUUUGCCGGACUACGCAUUAUGAGAAGCUGGUGCUGAAAAAUAACUCGAUAAAAUUCAAGCAUCUCUGUGCCACCAGGAUACAAACAGCAUUCCGAGGUCACAGGACGAGAAAGGUUUACGGGCCGAAAUUCCGCUGUCCUACGGAUCCCCAAAAGCGCAGAGCGUGGUUCGCUUCCAAGUUGGAAAAUGCAGUUACACCCAUCCUGUCUCAGAUGGAAGUAGACGAAAGCGAAGUCGAUGCGUUGUGCCGAGAAGUAGAUAGCACGAUCGCGCAUGCCAAGAAGAUUUUUGAGGCAGCUGAUGCUCGAGGAGGAUCUGGGCUUCAUCAACGAAACAAUCCUUCAUCGUCCUCUCUGUCUUCUGUUGAUUGGCAUCAUGUGGUUGAAAAGGCUCUGGAACGUGGCGAGUCAGAGUGUCCGAUUUGCAUCGGAAAGCUUCUGCGAAGAGGGGCCAAACACAAGGGCCUGGCAUGGCUGAGUUGCAGUCACAUGUUCCACAUCGACUGCAUUUCGACAUUUGAGAAAUUCAACGACGACUUGAGCGAACCGAACACCAGAGCCAAGCAAUAUCUGUGUCCCGUGUGUCGAUCGAACUACAAACGCUUGGACAUGUAAACAAAACUACUCGAUUCGGUCGAUGCGGUACUCUGAGAACACCAGUUCGCUGUUCUUAAUGUCCCAACCACAACAUCUUGCAAAGCUCGAGAAGAAAUGCACACGACAUUCACACAAAUAUCAUCAACUAUCAGAUCUGAUGGCACCAUCCAUCGCCCAUCCAGAACUCCGACCUACCGCCAUCUUGGACUUCUAGCAAGAAUCAGACGCACAAUGAGCAUCAUCUGAUGACGGGGGAUCCGAUUUAAGAGCCCCGUGUUGUCAAGAAGAGCGAAUUCUCCGCCAGGUCCAUUCCUGAUGCCAUUGCGGGGAAUUGCAAUCCCUUAUUAGGACCAGAGUUGAGGAGUGAAGAGGAGAUAUCGUCGAGAACGAGAUCUCCUCGCAUUUUCUUUGCAGCAGCAGGUAGAAUCUUGUGUUGCGGGACAAAAUAAAGGAGAAUGUUCUGCUGAUCCACCAUUCAUCAUUCAUAGCCACGCUCGUGCUCUUGCUCAUCGAGCACCACCGUCUAAUAAAUUUGCGACCC